Carassius carassius (crucian carp) is the source of this 2515-nucleotide messenger RNA. RefSeq names its product xyloside xylosyltransferase 1-like. NCBI's taxonomy places the organism in Eukaryota, Metazoa, Chordata, Actinopteri, Cypriniformes, Cyprinidae. Bases 473 to 1636 code for a protein of 387 amino acids. Gene Ontology annotation, molecular function: UDP-xylosyltransferase activity. The transcript is spliced from 4 exons. The record is from RefSeq and is a predicted model, not a curated record.
GUGCAGUAACUGUUGCUUACAUGCCAUCCUGCUGCGAGGUGAAUAGAUAUACAUGUAUGGAUGUGCAAACCUAAAACACUCCGCUACUGACUUCAGCAGACCUGACACUUUUGAAGAUUUUUUGUUUGGAGUUGUCCUUCUAAUUAUGUCUCAAUUUGCUCUACGUAAUGUUCUGUCGGACUGACAACAACACAAAAGAUUUCAUGAAAUGUGCCCAUAUCGUUAUAUGUUAUUAUAUAAAGCUGUCAUAUAUGAUUUAUAAUAAUUAUUAUAAAUCUUCUGAAGUCAUAUGACAGAUUUGUGUGAUGAACAGGCUGUAUCCUCUUUGCUUUAACCUCUCAAAACAAAUAUUGUGCCAUUAGAUGAAUCUUUAGAAAAUGUCAUUGAUUAAUUGUUGUUUCUUGCACUAGGGGUGUAAUCGGAGUCUAGAAACUGUCAACAAGAUCUAUUUUGUGCAUGUAGAAGUGGAUCCAUGGGUGUCCUGCGGGCGCUGUCAGUCACCAUGGGAAGGAUCAGCACAUUUAGGUCUUAUCAGAUCAUGCUGCUCUUUGCUGCAGCCUUGGCAGUGGUGGCCUUCUACUACUUUGGCUCCGAAAAGCAGAACUUCUCGAGCACCACAAAACGGAUCAAGGAAACACAAGCAAGCCACAACAGCAACCGUGAGGAUGCAGAUCUUUCCAUAGACAUCCGGUCUGGACGUUCAGAAAGCAGAACAGGAACUGGAGAUGACCUGGAUAGAAAGCCAUCACGAUUUCAUGCUCUCAUGAUGUUCACCAAGGUUUACAAGAGCUUGAGCUUGCAGAAGAAGUUUCAGGUGGCCAUGCGCUCCAUGGCCAAACAUGGACGCUUCCUGGAGGAUGAGAUGCUGGUUCUCCAUUACGUCUCUGAUGCAGGUAGUCAGGAGCUGGGGGAGAAGAUGCUUCCUGAACUUCUCCUGGAUGCAACUUUCCGGUACGAGGUGGUGUUUCACAAUGUAGAUGCCCUUACUGAGAAAUUAUUCCCCAUCGUGGAGUCCAUGCAGAAACACUUUAGUGCAGGUUCUGGCGCAUACUAUAGUGACGCCAUCUUCUUCCUGUCGGUGGCGAUGCAUCGCAUCAUGCCUGCAGAACUGAAGCACAUUGUUCAGUUGGACCUGGACCUCAAAUUCAGAAACAACAUCAGAGACCUCUUCCAAGAGUUUAACCAUUUCCCUGUGGAGGCUGUCAUUGGAAUUGCACGUGAAAUGCAGCCAGUUUACAGGCACACUUUCUGGCAGUACCGCAAGGAGAAUCCCAAGUCCUAUGUGGGAGACCCUCCACCAGAUGGUCUGCCUGGCUUCAACAGCGGCGUAAUGCUUCUGAACCUUGAUGCCAUGCAUCACUCUACCUUAUACAACCAGCUUCUGGAGCCCGAGCGGGUGGCUCGCCUUGCAGAGAAAUACCACUUUCGGGGGCACCUGGGUGAUCAGGAUUUCUUCACAAUGAUCGGGAUGGAGCACAGGGAACUCUUUUACCCAAUUUCUUGCGGCUGGAACCGACAGCUUUGCACAUGGUGGAGGGAACACGGGUAUGGUGACGUCUUCCAGCUGUACUAUCACUGCGAUGGGCCGGUGCACAUCUACCAUGGCAAUUGCAACACUCCCAUACCUGAUGACUGAGGUUCAAAGUGCGUCUUUGAAUGCUAACUUUUCGAUUAAAUUCUUUUUGUUUGCACUUCUUGAACAAAUUUUAAAUCAAGUGGCCUGAAAGGAAAAAGGGGCUUGUUGUUAGAGGUGCUUAUAGUGCAGCAUUCCCAUGACUAAUCACAUUUACACAAUAUAAUCCAGCCAUUACCACAUGAAUCAUUCAUUUAACACCGCUGAGGCUGUUGAAGCCUUUCCAAACUUACUAAAAGUCUCUGACUUAAAGGGAUAGUUCACCCAAAAAUGAAAAUUGCCCCAUGAUUUACUCACCCUCAAGCCGUCUUAUGUGUUUUAUGUCUUUCUUCUUUUAGACAAACACAAUCAGAGUUAUGUUAAAAAUGUGCUACGUCAUCCGCUGGAAUGCCACUCUCUCGUGAACGUGUGCACUGUAUGACAGUUAGCGAAAACUAGAGAUUACAGUUUAUAACUUUUUUAAUAUUGCUAUUUUUUUUGUACACAAAUGCAUCGCUUCAUUUCAGAAGGCCUUUAUUAACCCCACAGAGCCAUGGGGAGCACUUUAUAUGAUGGAUGGAUGCACUUUUUUGGACUUCAAAAUCUCGACCCCCAUUCACUGCAAUUAUAAAGCUGGGAAGAGCCAGGAUAUUUAGUAAUAUAACUCUGUAUUCGUCUGAAAGAAGAAAGUCAUAUACACCUAGGAUGGCUUGAGGGUGAGUAAAUCAUGGGGUAAUUUUCAUUUUUGGGUGAACUAUUCCUUUAAAUACCAGUUGCUUUUCUCUGUUUAAAUAAUGCAGUGCGGCUUUGACUCUCAGUAGUCUGAAUUUCCUCAUGCAAGAGUCUCAUCAAAUCGCUCUUAGACAGCAGGGAAGGAGCCAAUCAGAGAGUCUUUUCCUCAUC